Messenger RNA from Etheostoma spectabile (orangethroat darter), 1603 nucleotides. RefSeq lists its product as uncharacterized. The coding region runs from base 514 to 1410 and encodes 298 amino acids. The record is from RefSeq and is a predicted model, not a curated record. Lineage: Eukaryota; Metazoa; Chordata; Actinopteri; Perciformes; Percidae. The transcript has 6 exons.
UUAAGCAAAAUAUGUGUAUUUAUUUAAGGUCUGUAGGUAAAUCGCUGCUUCAUUUGCCAACAUUUAAACAUGCUGAAUCCACAAAGUUUCUGGGGAUGCAGCGACAGGAAGCUGAUAGUUGGAUUAAGCGCGUGUGAUAUUCAAAUGAUUGUACUUCUACGUGGAACUCAAAGACGGGAGAUGUUCAGCUUGAUGUCGGAGCCUCAUCGGACAGCAUCGGGGGUUUCUCACUGACCAAGUCACGCGGCACAAGAAACGGCAAAAACCCAUCAGGACAGAGGUCUGACGAUGAAGAGUUCAGGACCCUUCCUCCUCCUCUUCCUCCUCUGCAGUACUGGGUCUGGACAGUGAUCAGUGGUGGUGAGAAACUACUGGUACCAGCCAUUCCCUUUAACCUGGCAGGACGCGCAAAGCUACUGCAGGAGCUUAGCUUCCAACGGUGAUUUGGCCACCAUCUUUAGUCAGUCUGAUGAAGACGAUCUAAAUUUAAAUAGAUAUUAUGCAUGGAUCGGCAUGAGAAAACCUAAGUACGACUACCACUGGAUUUGGAUCAGCCAUGGAUACAACAGCUAUCUGGUGAAUUCAGGCCUCAGCAAUCUGACCGGGUUGAACCAGCUAGGCAACGCAUACUGUGCUGUCGCUGAACACCCCAACGGGUUGCAUGGCACCGAUUGUGACGAAGCUCACUUCUUCUUUUGUCACCACCAACUCGACGGCCCCGGCAACAACGUCCAUUACACUUACACAUUUAUACCAGAGGCGAAGUCGUGGCCUGAAGCUCGACAGUACUGCAAGACUGAUUCAAACCGUGAUCUGGCAACUUUCCAAUCCUACUCUGACCUACGAGACACUCUCGAUCCUCAGGACUAUCCAGUCUGGAUUGGACUGUACAGAGACGAGGGAACGUGGAAGUGGAGCUCAGGGGUGUCUGAGUACAGGAAUUGGGUGGGUAACCCAGGGAGCGACGACUGUGGGUCCAUCUCCUCGGAGACCAAACAGAUGUCUACCCAAAACUGCGCUGCUCGAUUCCCCUCCCUCUGCCACACGGACAAUCUGGUCCUGGUGAAGGAGAACGAGACGUGGGAGGGGGCGCUGGAGCACUGCCGACGCCUCAAUUCAACCUCCCGACCCAACCUCCGCUACGAGCUGGUCAGCGUGCAGCCUGGAGGAGACCACGACUACGUGAUGAACAGGGUCAUGGAGGCCGAUACUGAGGAGGUGUGGGCAGGCCUCCGUUUCCUGGCCGGUGAAUGGCUGUGGGUGAACGGGGCGAGUGUGUUGUACCCGGACCUGCCCCUCUGCCCCCUCGAGGUGCAGCACUGUGGGGCCUUGUCCAAGAACAAUACCGGCAGCGUGGAGACCAGAGACUGCUCUGAGAGAAGGAACUUUCUGUGUUACAGCACAUACUGACAUCCCCCUGUCAUCUAUAUCAGGGGGCUCACUAAUAGAAGUCGAUCUUCAUAAAUUGGCACACAGCUUCUCCAGGCGGUACACAUACAACCGUGUAGGCUUUCAACACACGUUGAGGGAAUAUGUAUUCUACUAUGGAAUAUCUUUGCAAAAGUUUGAUCAAACUUUAUAAUAAAACUUUCUGACCGUAAAA